ACUGCGGUUUGUGGUAUCUAGGUCAACGCCGAGCUUCCUGCAUUAGCCUCGACGGAUCGAAUUCAAUUCUCUCGCCGAGCCCCUGUGUUAUUUCGAUGAACAAAGAUUGGGGACCUUCGUUCCAGUGAACAAACUCUUUUCCGGAGUGGGCUGCAGUCUUUGGAAAUCUAACCCUCUGUUGACUACGGAAAAAAACACGACAAUGGACAGUGAGCGGAUAAAUGGGGAAGCGAUGGAUUCCGGCAACGCAGAAUCGGGUUUGACGAGCUAUGAAAGAAAUCUGUAUCUCUACCACGAGGAAAAUCCUGAACGUCCCAGGGUCGCCACUUUGUUGAGCAGCUUGGCGAACUACGAUGCAGCUAUCCCCGCCAAUCCGGGGGAGGACCCGCCACCUGCUACGAAGAAGGCCAACCUCGGAACGAUUGCGGGAGUGUAUUUCCCGUGCAUUCAGAACAUCUUCGGAGUGAUUUUCUUCAUUCGGCUCGUCUGGAUCGUCGGCACGGCCGGAGUGCCCGUCGCAUUCGUGGUCGUCUUUCUGUGCUGCUCUGUCACCUUCACCACCUGCAUCUCACUAUCGGCUAUCGCCACGAACGGAAUCGUACCUGCGGGAGGCUCAUACUUUAUGAUCUCCCGCUCUCUCGGACCGGAAUUCGGAGGCGCCGUCGGGAUCUUGUUCUAUCUCGCGACGACAGUUGCAGCGGCCAUGUACGUGACCGGAGCCGUGGAGAUUUUUCUCAACUAUCUGUGUCCCAACCUCCAACUCUAUGGUAAAUUCUCGGACUCGGACUCUGUGAUAUACAACAACUACCGCACUUACGGCACUGCACUCCUGAUCAUCAUGACGUUCGUCGUGUGGAUAGGCGUUGCGUUCGUCUCGAAGCUGGCCCCGAUCGCUCUCUUCUGUGUCCUGGCAUCCAUCUUGUCAGUGUUUGUUGGGGCCUUCGUCAACUUCAAUGGAAACUCGAACCUCAUGUACUGCCAGCUCGGAGAUCGUAUAAUAUCAAACAAUGGAACUUUCAACUGCACCGAAGCUGAGAUAAAACCGAUGUUCUUCGACAACAAGACCGGAAUGUUUGAUGAUUACUUCCUCAAGAACAGAGGAAGGAUCCAGGAGGUCGCCGCCUAUCCGGGACUCGGCAGUGGUGUUUUCAAAGAUAAUGUCCCAAUCAGAUUCAAGACGAAAGGCCAGGUUAUUUCGAGAAUCGAUGAUCCGAAAGUUUUCGACGGUGAAUCGGACAACAAAUUCAUUUACGUGGUGUCGGAUAUUACGACGAGUUUCACUUUCUUCGUCGCUAUCUUUUUCCCCUCAGUGACUGGUAUAAUGGCCGGUUCAAAUCGUUCUGGAGAUCUCGCCGACGCUCAAAAGUCAAUACCGGUGGGAACCUUGGCUGCGCAAAUCACAACCUCUAUCGUGUACCUAGCCGGCGUGUUCCUUUUCGGAUUGGCGUUCGAUAACACAUUCAUCAGAGACAAAGUCGGAGCAAGCGUCGGAGGUCAGUUGGCCGUGGCGCAGUUGGCCUAUCCCGAUCCAAUGGUGGUCGUUGUUGGUUCUCUACUCUCAACAAUCGGAGCUGGUCUUCAAUCCUUGACAGGUGCUCCUCGUCUCCUACAGGCCAUUGCCAAAGACGGCGUCAUUCCUGUGCUCAACCCGAUGGCAGUAUCUUCCUCGAGAGGCGAGCCCGUUCGCGCGCUCCUCUUGACGGCGUUCAUUUCGGAGCUUGGGAUCCUCAUCGGGAAUCUGGAUUACAUUGCGCCCAUCUUGACCAUGUUCUUCCUGAUGUGUUACAUGUUUGUCAAUCUGGCCUGCACUCUACAGUCGCUCCUGCGAACCCCCAACUGGCGGCCGCGAUUCAAAUACUAUCAUUGGUCGUUGUCUCUCGUGGGAGCUUUGCUCUGUCUUGUGGUCAUGUUCCUCUCAUCUUGGUACUAUGCACUGGCCGCCAUGGCUAUCGCCGGCAUCGUCUACAAGUAUAUUGAAUACAGAGGUGCAGAGAAAGAGUGGGGCGAUGGAUUGCGCGGAUUGGCGCUCUCAGCGGCAAGAUUCUCCCUGCUACGUUUGGAGGAGGGUCCUCCCCACACGAAAAACUGGAGACCACAGGUUCUGGUGCUGUGUAAGCUGGACAACGACUACAUGCCCGAGCACCGAAAAAUGAUCACGUUCGCCUCUCAACUCAAGGCCGGCAAGGGUCUAACAAUUGUAGCCUCAGUUCUCGAAGGUGACUACCAGAAGAUGGCUGCCGAAGCUCAGGCAUCCAAACAGAGUCUGAAACGCGUCAUUCGAGAAGAGAAGGUCAAAGGCUUCGCUCAAGUCGUCGUCAGCACGAAUGUCGUAUCAUCUAUCGGCCAUAUGAUCCAAACGGCGGGUCUCGGUGGCUUGAAACACAACACUGUCGUUCUGGGAUGGCCGUACGGUUGGAGGCAGAGUCCCGACGACAGAGCAUGGAAAGUUUUUAUCGAAACAAUUCGAAAUGUGGCUUCGAGCAAAAAUGCCCUUCUCGUACCGAAGAACAUCCAACAGUUCCCGUCGAACACCGAGCGAGUCAAGGGAACUAUCGACGUCUGGUGGAUAGUCCACGAUGGUGGCUUGUUGAUGCUGUUGCCGUUCUUGUUGAAACAACACAAGGUAUGGAAAAACUGCAAGCUCCGCAUCUUCACCGUCGCCCAACUCGAGGACAACUCUAUCCAGAUGAAGAAGGACCUGGCCACGUUUUUGUACCAUUUGCGUAUUGACGCCGAGGUUGAAGUUGUCGAAAUGACGGGGACUGAUAUCUCAGCCUAUACCUAUGAGCGAACAUUGAUGAUGGAACAGCGAAGCGAGAUGCUGAAACAUCUUCGUCUCAACAGACGGGAAACUCUGAGCGUGGUUCAAACCAUUAUGGAUAAUCACCAUCAGGCAGGCCAAGGACACACCAGCAAAGUUCGUUUCAACGAAGCUGGCGAGAGUCACGAACUCGUCGACGUACAAUCGCUCCAAAUCAGCGCCGGUGAUUCUGCAACUGGUUCGAGACGUAGCUCAGCUCACUCCCAAUCGGCUGCCGAAUCAACGACCCCGAACAAGGACACGAGCAAAUCACCGGCUGCAGCGUCUCCUGUUCAACCAUCGACACCAGCCCAGAUCACGUCACCGUCCUCGCCGCAAAAUCCGGCGGAAAAAUCGCCCGAAGCCCUCGACACUCUGCUCAAAAUCAAGCCGGACGAAGCCAACGUCCGCAGAAUGCACACCGCUGUGAAGCUCAAUGAGGUGAUAGUGGCCAAGAGUCAUGACUCUCAAUUGGUCAUUAUCAAUCUCCCCGGGCCUCCAAAGAUCCAACGCGGCGAAGAAAAUUAUAUGGAGUUCCUCGAGGUUCUCACCGAAGGACUCGAACGAGUUCUCAUGGUGAGAGGAGGCGGUCGGGAAGUGAUUACAAUCUACUCCUAGAUGUCUCUGAAUCGAAAACCCCAUCGUCCAGCUCGACGAAUAUUCCACCAUCAACUACUUUUACCAUCGCUAGGACUACCUUAUCACUGUCCUUCAUUCCGCUGCUGCCAAAACGCAUCUGAGAGUCGAGCCAGAGGAACAGUGCCAUUGAUGUUCAUUGAGUAAGACCCACCUACCCGAUCGGAUUCCAAGGGAUUGCGAGACUCCAAAAUAAUUCGCUUGCUCUUUUGAACCUCCGUCUCGGUCGGUCAGCGAGGAGCCGACGGAUCAAGCAGAAUGAAAAACAGUGAUCAGAUGACAAAUCAUCUUCCCAUGCUGAUUGGUUAUUGGAAUUUCAUGACGACGACGACGUCGCAAAAACUCCAAGAAAUUGCUGGAAGUACUUCUUGGGAAGCUGAUCUUCUUAUCGACUAAAUAGCAGUCGAGGGACGGAAGUUUUCCCCGGUGAGACCCAGCGAUGGUGAAGCGC
Galendromus occidentalis (western predatory mite) is the source of this 3887-nucleotide messenger RNA. It is a transcript of the gene kcc, whose product is annotated as solute carrier family 12 member kcc. Lineage: Eukaryota; Metazoa; Arthropoda; Arachnida; Mesostigmata; Phytoseiidae. Gene Ontology annotation, biological process: chloride ion homeostasis; chemical synaptic transmission; cell volume homeostasis. Bases 203 to 3418 code for a protein of 1071 amino acids. The record is from RefSeq and is a predicted model, not a curated record. Gene Ontology annotation, molecular function: potassium:chloride symporter activity. The transcript has 21 exons. Gene Ontology annotation, cellular component: plasma membrane.